CCUUUCCAAUGGACGAACAAAGCCGAACUUAGCCAUCUAUGCUCGAAUCACAAUAAUUUAUUGGGAUACCUGCUUCAAACCUGUUGAAAUUUUGUACCCAACAAACUUAAAUGUUGUAGUUGUUGAUGUAAGGGAAAUAAACUGAUUUGUCUGAGUAUUUGUGUCUGCUUAUUGGAAUAAUUUUAGGUUGUUUGUAUAUUUUUAUUAUUAAUGCAGUGACAAAAUGGCGGAAAAAGAACAAGUAAUUCAAGCCCUACGUGCAACAUUACUAUCAGUCAAAGGUGCACUAACUCUGAAACAGUGUAAUCGUGAUUAUAAAGAACUACAAGGAGAAUGGAUACCAUUCAAAAAAUUGGGCUAUCCGUCAUUAGAAAAGCUUUUUUUGGAUGUGUCAGGUUUUAAAGUAUCCCAAGUUAACGGGGAAUGGUAUGUAGAUGCAAUAGCUAGUCAAGAGACCCAACAUAUUGCUGCUAUGGUAGCUCGUCAAAAACCAAGCAAAAAGUCAGGCUCUAAAGUAAAUUACUUGAAUCGAUUACCAAAAAAGCAAGGAAUAUGGAGGAAGCCAGCUUCAAAUAAUACAUUAAAUUAUGGAAGUCAGUAUUCCAAUCAGUACUAUAGAGCAAAAAGUGGAGCACCACUUAAUAACAACUCUUACAACAACUACAAGAAUGUCAAACCUAACAACACGCAUAAAACGAUCGAAACGAAAAAUAAUAGUACAAUUCCGAAACAGCCAACGAAAACAGCAACGACUGAAUACUCAGAAAAUACCGCAACGAAAAGUUCUGCUCAGCUUCCACAAUUACGAAGUCAUAGCUCUGUUUCUGAAGAGCAUAAACAAUCUGCACGAACAGGCAAAGACAUUGAAAAUAAAAGUAGCGGAAAAGUUUCUGCGUCACAGAGGCUCUCGAAUUUACGAGAUCGUCUUAGCACUGUUGAUCUGAUACCUCUACAAUUGCCAGCAGCGAAUAAUGAAAUUGUUCAGGACAAAAGUGACCCGGUAACGAAUGUGGUGCCGGCCCAUAAAUUGGAGGCUCCCCCAGACUGUACGUCCUCAGUAGCGAAACUUGAGUGGACAUGUAGAAAGCUAGGCCUCCCAUCUCCCGUAUACAAAGUGCAGAAUAUUGGACCGAAACGGGGCCCUGCCAGCUACGACAGUACGGUGAAAGUCGGCGCGUCAUACGUCGCGAUGUCUUAUCCGAAUUCUUCGCCUUCCGAAGAACUGGCAAAAGAAGUGGCUGCCGUAAAAUUACUUGAACUAUUGGAAAGCUCUGAAACUGAAGGAGUACCCACUUCGUCACCAACCAAAGCUAUGUCAUCUCUCGUGGACCUUGUGUCGGAACAUGAAGCUGGACUUUGGGCUAGUACUGUACCUUUUCUUUACAGAAAAAAAUAUGGCGAAAAUUUGCCUACUGACUGGCAAGAUCUUGUGGAAAAUUGUCCUUUCAUCGUGAUAGAUAGGGUUGCUAACGGACUCUCAGUUCUUCUUCUCGCCAAAGAGGGGUCAUUACCAUUGCCCGUGGACACGAGUGUGUUCGAUGAAGCCAUCGAAAGUGACCUGCCUCCGUUACAAUUUCCUGAGGACGAUUUUUGGAACGUUUUCAUCACGGUCGCUAAUUCUACGUUAGAAAUUUGGUUACGAAUAAUAGGACCUCAAUAUAGUGAUGCUUUUGAAACACUCCUAGCAGAUAUGGCAAAAUACUACGAUAGCUCUGGCACUGCAGUUGACAAAUCUAUGAUUAUAAGAGACGCCUGGUAUGCGGUCAAUUUGGACGACGGCGGCUGGCAACGAGCCAAAAUAAUGGACUUCGAUGAAGAAACAGCCUCCGUAUUUUUAGGAGACCACGGAGACGACGACGUCGUGGCUUUAAAUAAAAUUAGAAUUCUAGAUUCUAAAUUCAGGAAAUUACCCCCGCAGGCGAUCCUUUGCCGACUGGAAGGCGUGGAGGAGCUGGCGGCGAGCGCGGCGGCGGCGGAGCUGGUGCGGCGCCGACUGCCCGGGGAGGUGCUCGUGGCGGCGCCCGGCGCCCGCACCGACCCCACCGACCCCUCCAUCGCGCUCGUGCUCUACGACACCUCCACGCAGCGCGACCUCAACCUCAACAAGGAGAUCGUGCACGACUUCUGCAUUUCCGGCGCCUUUUCAAUCACGCAGAAGCCGUGCGAGGUGGAGGUGAAGUGCGUGACGGAGGAGGGGCGCGUGUGGGUGUCGGCGGCGGGCGGCGCGGACACGGUGCGGGCCGCGCUGGCGCUGCUCACGGCGGGCCCGUACCGCCGCCAGCUGCCCGCCGCGCCCUUCGCGCCCUCGCCCAACGCCGCCACGCUCUACAUCGUGCGCACGCUCGCCGGCGACUGGGUUCGCUGCACUAUUAUAAGCGGCCUGGACGGCGAGGGCACAGUGCGAACGCAACUCGUCGACAGCGGCCUUAUCCUGCGGGCUCCCCUGUCAUCGUUGGUUCCCUUGCAGACCUUUUCGCCGGCUCUCAACGCCUACCCAUUUCAGGCGAUGUUGGUCCGCCUGGGCCACGCCGAGCGCGCGGCGGCCGCCAUGGUGAGCCGGCUGCGCGAGCUGGUGCUGGACCAGCGCGUGCUGUGCCGAGCGCUCCCCGGCACGGGCGCCGCGUCGUCCGCGCCGCACGUCGAACUGUUCGUCCGCACGGAGCCGCAGAAUAUGCUCGCCUCCGUCAACAACGACAUCUUUAUGGAGCACGAGUACCUAAACCAGGACAAGGUGAAAGAGCAGAAGAAGGACACCCCGAAUCCCGUAGAGGCGUUAAAUAAAAAGAAGGAGCGCUUAUACCGGACCGCUAGUGGUGCGGACGAGCGGCCGGAGCGCGCCGCCCUGCCGCCCCCCACCCUGCCCUCCCCCGGACAGUGCUUUGACGUCUACGUGGCGAUGGCCGCCAAUCCCUGGAAUUUUGUGGUUCAACCGAACAGUACGAGACACAUGCUACAAACUAUGAUGUCUUCAUUGCAAAUUGAAUGUCCGAAGCUAUCGCAGACAGACGCGCCCCUUAAACCGGCCAAUGGGGAGCUGUACACGGUGUAUUAUGCAAAAGAUUUAUCGUGGUACAGAGUGACAGUGGCGGGAUCUGUGUCGUCGGAGAUAGUGUCAGUGUAUUUUUGCGACUACGGUGACCUGGCGCUAUUCGAAAUCCAAGCGCUGCGUCCGGUGCCUCCUACCGUGCCGCUAGCCCGCACGCUGCCCCCGCAGGCCAUCAAGGCGCGUCUCUACGACGUAUUGCCACUACACCAAGACUGGGCAGUAGAAGAUUGCAUUAGAUUUCAGGAACUGUGCGUAGAUCAGCAAUACGUAGGUAUCUGCAAAGAUGUAGGCAAAGAUCCAUUAAACACAAACGAGCCCUUGUUAACUUUAGAACUUAUUGAUACGUCCACCGAUGAGGAUGUUUAUUUAAACAAACAAUUAGUGUCCGAAGGAAGGGCUAGACUGGCGUCAGCAACCUAGUUGUGAAUGUUCCUAGUGCUAAUAACAUUAUUAACCGAAAAUUUCAGAAUGUAACUUUCAGUCAAUUGCAUGAUUUGAACGUACUUAACAAAUAUUAAAAACAAACUUUCUUUUGCACAAAAAUUAUAUUAAAAUAACCAUAGUUUUGCACAAUUCAUCAAUCCUGUUACAUUCUGUUAUAAAAAUGGUUGUUGUGUUGUUUAUUGCUGUUGUGUUUUAUAUAAACGAAAGACUUUGUGAUAUAAUCUGAUAUUUAAUAUUUUUUAAUAAUUUUGUACAUGACAUUGAUCUUUAUUUAAAACGAGACAAUUGCAUUCAUGCUGUACUGAGUUAACAACAUUAUAAAUAAUUUAAUUUUGUCGACCCCAAAAUUUCAAUAUUGUACUCGUAGUCUAGAACAGACGUAAAGGCGAUAUAUCAAGAUUGUUUUUGCUCAAAUAUAAAAUGUGGAUACAGAUGAAUCUGAUGUCGAAAUUGAAUACAAUAUUUUCAACAGAUUUUAUCGUAGAUGUAGAUAUAUUUGUUACAUUCGUUUGAUUACAUUCCGUGAUUAAGAUAAUGCCAUUAAUAAUGAAGUAUCAUCUCGGUUGGUAUUUUUUAACUACGAUAAAACUGUUUAGAGAAUUGUAUUAACUGCCUUUUAUAUAAGCAAUACUUAGUUGUAGGGAUUUUCAAUUGAGAGCAUUUUUGUUAUAUGUUACCAAAAACUGCUGAUAAAGUGGGAUUAAAAAUAUUAUCUAUCUUAAUCGUCAAAUUUUAAUCAAAACAUAAUUUUUCAGUACUUUUAAUAUUAUAGCUACAUAUAAGGCAACAUACCCGCCCAUAAUAACCAUUAAUUACUUGGUUUUUUUUUUUGUGAAAUAUUUAUCAUAAACAAUAUCUUGUCGGACUUCUUCCAAAAAAGGUAAACGGGUACCUUUUUUGAAAGAUGACGUCUGUUAAUGAUUUUCAUAAGUCAAAGAUUAUAAGCGAGUUAUUAAAGUAGAAAACAAACUGUUAUAAGUACUGGCACGGAUCUUGGGUGAAAGUGAAGGUCGAUUGGCGCAUCGUGCCUCCAUCGAAAUAAAUUGUUAACUAUCUAUUUAAUUAUAAUUUUUUUGGAGAUCGUUUUACUAACUUUGUUUGUAAAUAAUUUUUGACGAAAAUAACGUCGACCUUAGGAUUUCAAACAGCAUUCAAAAUAUUUUGUUUAAAAUAAAGUUAAUUACUUAAAAUUAACCUGAUGAAUAAUAACUCUAAACUCGUUAUCAUUGUACGAAAAGGUUGAUUGAUACUCAUUAUUGAGUAACAUGUAGUGGAUAGUUGGAUAGGUUUCGGCCGAGUUAAGUGAUGAUCUAAUCAAGCAUCCUUAUCCAAAGCACAAUUUCUUAACCCUUGCGUCAUACCUUAUUGCUAUAGAAAUGUAAAAAUGGGUUCUGUGCAGAUGAAUUCGAUGUUCAAGAUCCGGGCUGUUCCUUAUAAAUAUGUGGUCAGUCCGAGCAUAUUUAAUGGGGUUAACAAUUGAUAAUGUGGCACAUAUCUUGUUCCCUAAAACAUUAUGAUUUAAAUAUUAAAAAAAUAUAUAAAACGUAUGCCAUAAUUAUAACUGAUUUAAAGAUUAAAAGGAUGAGCUAUAAACAAGGGCCAUAACAGUUCAGAUUUCACUUGCCAACCCCAUUAGAUUUCUUUAAGAGGAAGCGCGGGUGCCGAAAAAUUUUAAUAAGAUUAAAAUAUUUACAUAUCGUCGUUGUCAAACGAAAAUCUGCUAUGUGCAGUUUUUGACCUUUUCGAAUAGUUCACAGCCCUAUCUACCGUAUAAAAAAAACUGUUAUAUGUGUAUGUAUUGUCUAUAGGUAGCUUUAAUAUUUAUCUAUAGCUUUCAUUUGAUAUAGUUCUUAAAAAUUUACUUUCAUAUAAAAUUUUAUAAGAAAAUGUGUUUACUCGUUAAUUCAAAAUAGAGUUUUUGCACAUAGCAGAUUUUGGUUUGACAGUUACGAUAUAUUACUUUCAUUGACCGCGAAUAGAGCAACUACAGCUCAGACUGAAAAUAUCUAUGCACGACGUGUGAUAUUUAUUCUACAGUUCCCUCCUCUAAAAUUGUUACAAUAUGAUAUUUUUUCAAAAAAUAUUUUGUUUACUGGGUGUUUUACUUAUGUGUAGUUUAACUGGAAAAACUUGCGGAUAUCUGGAAUGGGUCAUGAGUGUUAGAAAUAUAGAGAAUAUGAUAUAUUAUAUAAUAUUGGAUUUUGUGUCAUAAUAAGGGAGGGAGCUGGGAAUACGUUUGUAUGGACUAAACAAAACCCCGUUUUCUUUUAAAACUGCUGACGGCCUCUACCUUUGUGCAAAAAGAUUGUUUAAUUUGAAAUUUCAAUCAUUCCAACAUGCACAUUAUCUUUAACAAAAUAUGUGUUGAUAUGCUAGAUCUUCUAAGUUACUAAGAUGCUAUUAAGUUAGUGGAUAUAUACAUACAUCUGAAUAGGCUGUUUCAAUCGUUUAUUUAUAAAAAGCUGAAAAAUAAAGUAUACUCCUGCA
This is a messenger RNA of Bombyx mori (domestic silkworm), 5977 nucleotides long. It is a transcript of the gene tapas, whose product is annotated as tudor domain-containing protein 7. The transcript is spliced from 20 exons. The record is from RefSeq and is a predicted model, not a curated record. The coding region runs from base 224 to 3466 and encodes 1080 amino acids. Lineage: Eukaryota; Metazoa; Arthropoda; Insecta; Lepidoptera; Bombycidae.